AUGUCUAUCAAAGUUACACCCUUCAAACGAUGGUCACACUUUCGGUGCUUCCUGAUGACGCUGAUUCUUUUCUUUUUCUUCUCAAUACUAUUCAGCACAUUGUAUUUAACGUUGAAACGAUUUCGGAACACUUUGGAAUUAUCUAAUAAUACACCUGUAAUUUUUCGGAAAGGAACAAUCAAGUCAAAUGUUGCUCUUGUUUCUUUCUAUACAAGUGACUAUCAUGAUAUUGGAUCCAUAUCCACAAUUAACAAAUUAUUUUAUGCCUACAAACAUGGCUAUGACAUGAUUGUCUAUCAAAAACCAUUUUACAAAAAAUCAAUUUGGAUCAAACCUGCUUGGAAUAAGAUUCCAAUGGUUGAAGCACAACUUGAAAAUUACGAAUGGAUAAUUUGGAUUGACUCUGAUGCCAUUAUCAUGAGACAUGAAUUAACUCUGGAAGAUAUCAUUGAAAUUUCCAAAAAAGCAGAUUGGAGAAAGAAAGAUCACGAAAUUGAUUUGAUAAUUUCCUAUGACAUUAAUGCAGGUAUUAAUAGUGGAAUUUUCUUCAUGAGAAAUACAGAAUGGUCACGAAAUGUAUUGAAACAGGUUCAAACUUCAUGGAAAUAUAUACCAUACUCGUUGCAUUGGUAUGCCGAACAAACUCCAUUUGCCAUGGAAAUUAAAUAUGGACUCGAUGAACAUGUUCGGGUGACCUAUAAGAGAGUAUUGAACGCCUAUUUGAAAGACUAUUCAGAAGGCACUACUUAUAUCAUGCACUUGGCUGGAUGUCCAAAACAAAAACCAAAAUAUUGUUCUGGAAUUAUGCACGAAUUUUAUGAAAGAUGGCAACGCAAUAAUGUGACAAGUGUGAGCGAUCGUGAAUUAUUGAGGAGGGCUGAGAAAGACUUCGAAACAUUGGAAAAGCAAUAA
Naegleria lovaniensis is the source of this 912-nucleotide messenger RNA. RefSeq lists its product as uncharacterized. Gene Ontology annotation, cellular component: Golgi membrane. Lineage: Eukaryota; Heterolobosea; Eutetramitea; Acrasida; Naegleriidae. The transcript has a single exon. The coding region runs from base 1 to 912 and encodes 303 amino acids. Gene Ontology annotation, molecular function: glycosyltransferase activity. Gene Ontology annotation, biological process: protein N-linked glycosylation. The record is from RefSeq and is a predicted model, not a curated record.